AUGUCAUCUGGUUAUGGUUUCAAUGGUGGGUCAAGUCGUUGUUUCGGUGAAUGGCAACGCUUUUUAGAAUGUUAUACGAAUGCUGAUACCUCACAUCCAGUCCAAUGCACUCCUCAAGUUGAUGAUUACUUUGAAUGUCUACAUCAUAAGAAAGAAAAAGCCCGUGUUAUGGCUAUCAAAUCUCAAUUACUAAAGAAC
This is a messenger RNA of Hansenula anomala, 198 nucleotides long. RefSeq lists its product as uncharacterized. The record is from RefSeq and is a predicted model, not a curated record. The transcript has a single exon. The annotation marks the transcript as partial. NCBI's taxonomy places the organism in Eukaryota, Fungi, Ascomycota, Saccharomycetes, Phaffomycetales, Wickerhamomycetaceae. Gene Ontology annotation, biological process: mitochondrial respiratory chain complex I assembly.